Messenger RNA from Anopheles coustani, 767 nucleotides. It is a transcript of the gene MagR, whose product is annotated as iron-sulfur cluster assembly 1 homolog, mitochondrial. Gene Ontology annotation, biological process: iron-sulfur cluster assembly. The coding region runs from base 106 to 498 and encodes 130 amino acids. The transcript has 5 exons. Gene Ontology annotation, molecular function: 2 iron, 2 sulfur cluster binding. Lineage: Eukaryota; Metazoa; Arthropoda; Insecta; Diptera; Culicidae. Gene Ontology annotation, cellular component: mitochondrion; cytoplasm. The record is from RefSeq and is a predicted model, not a curated record.
UUUUGUUGUGAAAUCAAGUCCAAAGCGUAGAAAAAUAAUCAUUCGUCUAUUCUUUCCGGUUGUUGCAGAUUAAAUUAAGAAGUCUGUGAAAUCCUACUAGCUAACAUGGCUUCUAAAAUUGUGGCUACAGCCACCGUACGCGCUGUGAAACAUCGCAAGCUGCUGCCGAUGAGAGCUGCGCUAUCGUUGACACCGGCUGCAGUGAACAGGAUAAAGCAGCUUCUGGAUGGCAAAACAGAAUAUAUUGGACUGAAAGUUGGCGUACGGCAACGUGGAUGCAAUGGGCUUUCAUACACUUUGGAUUAUGCUUCCACAAAAGAUAAAAUGGACGAAGAAGUGGUCCAGGAUGGCGUCAAAGUAUUGAUCGACAAAAAGGCACAACUUUCAUUAUUAGGAACCGAAAUGGAUUACGUUCAAACCGAUCUAUCUGCAGAGUUUGUAUUCAAUAAUCCCAACAUCAAAGGAACGUGUGGCUGUGGAGAAUCUUUCAGCAUCUAAUAAGAGAUCGUUCUUCAUGCAAUUGCUGCUACGUUGCGCAAUGACUAGAAGGCUCCCAAGAAGCCGGCUACACUUUUAUGAAGAUGCUUAAUUUAGUCUGUUUUGUUAGGUUGUUUUAAUUUAGCGUGAACAAAUGUUUCAAAUGUACAUAAAAGAUAGCUUAGUAGCGGAGUUAAUUCUUUAAUAAAUUGCUAAUGUUGUAGUUCAUUGUUGGUAAUGAAUGUCAAUGUGAAAUAAGGUGGCGAACCAUUAAUCUGUUGUUAAAAUUA